AUGGCGCCAUUCAACCUCGAGACGUGUGUCCGGCCCAACAUUCUUGCCCUUCAGCCCUACCGCUGCGCGCGAGACGACUACAAGGACGACGGCACAAACGUCCUCCUCGACGCAAACGAAAACGCCUACGGCCCUUCGCUCGACGCCGCCUCUUCCGCCGCCGCCUCCUCGGCCCUGACCGGCCUCGACCCUCUCGGCCUGCACCGCUACCCGGACCCGCACCAGCGCCCGCUCAAGCAGCGUCUCUGCGACCUGCGCAACGACAGCAAUCAUGCCGACGGCCCCCUGCUGACCCCGGACCACCUCUUCGUCGGCGUCGGCAGCGACGAGGCCAUCGACGCCCUGCUGCGCUGCUUCUGCGUCCCCGCCCGCGACCGCAUCCUCACCUGCCCCCCGACCUACGGCAUGUACGCCGUCUCGGCCCAGGUCAACGACGUCGGCAUCGUCAAGGUGCCCCUGCUGCCCGCCCCGCACUUUGCCCUCGACGUCGCCGCCGUCUGUGCCGCCCUCGACCGCGAGCCCGACGUCAAGCUCGUCUACCUCUGCUCCCCCGGCAACCCCACGGGCUCACUGCUCGCCAGCGCCGACGUUGAGAGCAUCCUCGCCCACCCGACCUGGAACGGCGUUGUCGUCCUCGACGAGGCCUACGUCGACUUCGCCCCCGAACGCGCCUCCCUCGCCCGCCUCGCCGCCAAGCACCACAACCUCGUCGUCAUGCAGACCCUCUCAAAGGCCUUUGGCAUGGCCGGCAUCCGCCUCGGCGCCGCCUUCACCUCGCCUCCCAUCGCCCGCCUUCUCAACGCCCUCAAGGCCCCCUACAACAUCUCCAGCCCGACCAGCGCCCUCGCCGCCGCCGCCCUCGACGGCCAGGGGCUCGCCGUCAUGCGCCGCAACCGCCAGCGCCUCGUCGACCAGCGCGACCGCCUGCUGCGCGAGCUCCCCGCCAUUGACGGCGUCGGCAGGCUGCGCGGCGGCACCGACGGCAACUUUUUGCUCUACGAGAUGCUCGACGCCCAGGGCAGGCCCGACAACGCCACCGCCCUGGCCGUUUACGAGGCCCUGGCCGAGACAAAGGGCGUCGUCGUCCGCUUCCGCGGCAAGGAGCACGGCUGCUUGGGCUGCCUGCGCAUCACGGUGGGCACGGAAGACGAGGUCACCAGGCUGCUGGGUGCCCUCGCCAAGCAGUUGGCCGAGGUCAGGGGCAAGGGGGGUUCCGUCGAUGCGGCGGAAGAAGAAAAGAAGGAGCAAGCGGCAAACGGCAUCGUGGCAUAG
This is a messenger RNA of Hirsutella rhossiliensis, 1272 nucleotides long. RefSeq names its product aminotransferase class I and II domain-containing protein. The coding region runs from base 1 to 1272 and encodes 423 amino acids. Gene Ontology annotation, molecular function: pyridoxal phosphate binding; L-histidinol-phosphate:2-oxoglutarate transaminase activity. Gene Ontology annotation, biological process: L-histidine biosynthetic process. The record is from RefSeq and is a predicted model, not a curated record. Lineage: Eukaryota; Fungi; Ascomycota; Sordariomycetes; Hypocreales; Ophiocordycipitaceae. The transcript is spliced from 2 exons.